AUGGUGCACAGGGCACCUUUGAAUUUUUUACAGAAUAAUUUGAACCAAAUACUCAACGAAGCUAAGAUUCCUGAAGAUAGAGUGGCAGAAAUGUGGCUGCAACAAGACGGCGCCCCGCCUCAUUAUGCUCGAGCAGUUCGAGGACAUUUGAACGAGCGCUUCCCUAACCGGUGGAUUGGUCGAGGCGGACCUAUUGCAUGGCCACCCCGGUCGCCCGACCUUAACCCAAUAGACUUUUUUGUUUGGGGCUAUUUUAAAGAAAUAGUGUAUCAAGGAGAGAAUAACUCGGAACAAGAACUACGACAAAAGCUCGAGUUCGCUAGGUUACAAAUUGUUAAUACCAGAGGUGCAUUCCACCGAUUACGUGCGAAUUUUAUUAGGCGGUGCAGAUUGUGCAUUAUGGUCAGAGGUAGGAACUUUGAACAUUUAAUGUAA
This is a messenger RNA of Chilo suppressalis (striped riceborer), 435 nucleotides long. Lineage: Eukaryota; Metazoa; Arthropoda; Insecta; Lepidoptera; Crambidae. The record is from the annotation of a GenBank genome assembly.